This is a messenger RNA of Clonostachys rhizophaga, 1374 nucleotides long. Lineage: Eukaryota; Fungi; Ascomycota; Sordariomycetes; Hypocreales; Bionectriaceae. The record is from the annotation of a GenBank genome assembly.
AUGAUAUCAACUAAGAAGGGCCAAUGCCUUGAAGCUGGCGAGGCGGCUCAAGAGGAGCGGCGACGUCUCAGAAUCAAGCCCAAGACCCUGAUUAUAAGCGCUCUUUUGAUGAUCGCGUCUUUUGCCCUGCUUCAUCGGCCAAUCUCUCAUUGCUACCAUCGCGUUUCACAUCAUGCCCAUAAAUCGCGUUCUGCGAAUGAGAGAGCUCGUGUCGUUCUAUCAAAGACUCCGUUGAUUGAUGGCCAUGUCGACCUCGCUGUGCUCAUUCGUGUCAUGUAUAAAAAUCAGAUUGACAACGAUGAUUGGAAGCAUAACUUUGCCAACGGGCCAUUCCCUGGGGAUCUUGAUAUCAAGCGCUUGAGAGAGGGCUUGUCUGGCGGCGCUUUCUGGAGCGUAUACAGCCCCUGUCCUCAAAAUGGCACCGAUCUCUCAGAUGAGAAUGAGUGGAAAGCCGUUCAAUUCACAUAUGACCAAAUUGACCUCACUAAUAGAAUACAUGACCUGUUUCCCGAUGACUUUUCUCCCUCUCAAGGCAUCACCGUCGAUACUGCCAUAUCCGCAUUUCAUCAAGGCAAGCUAAUUUCACCAAUUGGCGUUGAAGGCCUCCACCAGAUCGGCAACAAAAUUUCAAAUCUACGACGAUUUCACGCCAUGGGUGCACGCUAUAUUACCUUGAGCCACAACUGUCAUAACAAGUUUGCCGACGCUGCCCUUGAAGAAAAUCCCAUGAGGAAAGCAACUCCUCUCCAUAAUGGUGUCAGUCUCGAGGGCCGAAAGUUGAUCAACGAGAUGAACCGUGUGGGUUUGAUAGUAGACCUUUCUCAUACUAGCGAACAAACAAUGGUGGACAUACUAGGAGGCAGCGAAGGCUGGGCUGGCUCCAAGGCACCAGUAAUGUAUUCUCAUAGUUCAGCCUUUGCUAUUUGCCCCCACCCACGCAAUGUUCCAGACCAUGUAUUGGAGCUUGUCAAGGCUCGCAACUCGGUUGUUCUUGUCAACAUUGCUCCCGACUUCAUCGCUUGCAGGGACGUCGGGGCUGAGAAUGGGCUUCCAAUUACAGUCCCUGAAGAGAGUGACCUGGGACGGGUCGUUGAACAUAUCAUGUACAUUGGCGACCUUAUUGGGUACGACCAUGUUGGCAUCGGAACCGACUUGGAUGGUAUCCCAAGUCGCCCUACAGGUUUUGAGGAUGUUACCAAAUACCCGGACCUAGUUGCCGAGUUACUUCGACGUGGCGUCAGCGAGACCGACGCCGGCAAAAUUGUGGGUGGUAACAUUCUGCGUGUUUGGAGGGAUGUCGAAAAGGUCGCUGCCAAAAUGCAAGCGGCUGGGGAACCUGCUCUAGAAGAUCCGGAUGGCUACGAGCAUUAUUAG